AACGUUGUAAACAAUAAACCCAUUUGGUCUCUCUAUUGAUUGAGGUUUAGGGGGUUUUUACAUCCUUUUGAUUCGAUCAUUUUCGAGUAUUAAAAAUCGGAACUUUCGAUCAAUGGGGAGGAGAAUACUGAACGAUGCGUUGAGAACGAUCGUGAAUGCUGAGAAGCGAGGUAAAGCUUCGGUGGAGUUGAAGCCUGUCUCUACUGUAAUGUCUUCGUUUCUCAAAAUCAUGAAGGAGAAAGGGUACAUCAAGAACUUUCAAGUUCAUGAUCCACACAGAGUUGGAAGAAUAACUGUUGAUCUACAAGGAAGGGUUAAUGAUUGCAAAGCUCUCACUUACAGGCAGGACGUCAAGGCAAACGAGAUCGGGCAAUACACAGAACGCACACUUCCAACACGCCAGUGGGGUUAUGUUGUGAUUACAACUCCUGAUGGCAUUUUGGACCAUGAAGAGGCUAUUAAACGGAAUGUGGGUGGUCAGGUUCUUGGUUUCUUUCAUUGAAUCGCCCAUUUCGAAUACGGAAAGAAACUCUAAUGAAGGGACUUUGACAUGUCGAAAUCCUGUGAGAACAUGACAUUUGCCUGGCUUUGUUCACAUUGUUUGUUUGUUUCUUGCACUGCAAUUUGAGCACAAUGGUAUUUUAGUUAACAAAUUUUAUUUCUAUUGUGACAACAUUUCAAAUGUUAUUGUAAAAUCAUUUUCUUCCUUCACAAA
Molecule: messenger RNA, 715 nt
Organism: Camelina sativa (false flax)
Lineage: Eukaryota; Viridiplantae; Streptophyta; Magnoliopsida; Brassicales; Brassicaceae
Product: small ribosomal subunit protein uS8mz
Biological process (GO): translation
Cellular component (GO): ribosome
Molecular function (GO): structural constituent of ribosome
Source: RefSeq, a predicted model, not a curated record